Ochotona curzoniae (black-lipped pika) is the source of this 2794-nucleotide messenger RNA. RefSeq names its product heterogeneous nuclear ribonucleoprotein H3. The transcript has 9 exons. Bases 670 to 1710 code for a protein of 346 amino acids. Lineage: Eukaryota; Metazoa; Chordata; Mammalia; Lagomorpha; Ochotonidae. Gene Ontology annotation, biological process: regulation of RNA splicing. The record is from RefSeq and is a predicted model, not a curated record. Gene Ontology annotation, cellular component: nucleoplasm; ribonucleoprotein complex. Gene Ontology annotation, molecular function: RNA binding.
UGUGAAUGUUACCUUUUUCUUGAAAUUUGUAAGUCUAUUUGAUUAAGAAGUUAAAGCAGUGAGUCAACUGAUUAUUUGCCAUCUCCAGUGGCCUCUAUAGAUGAUAGGUGGUUUCAAAAACACAUUCAUCCUGCAUGGCCACUUAGUCUGAAUUUUAAAAGCCAAAAUAAUAAACUCACUUAAAAACUGGCUUUUGGUGUUUUAGGUAGAGAAGGUAGAAUUGUCCAUGAGUAGACAGUAGUAUCCUAUGCAGCUUCUGAACAGUUUGCAUUCUAAAGAAUUCAUACAAAUAUUCAGGUGAACAAUGAAAUCUGAAAGGUGUGACUAAGAUGAGUAUAACAGAAGUUGGUGUUACAACAAUAAAUAAUGUGAAUGUUAUGGUGAUGGAGUUAUGUGAGUUCUUUGAAAAACAGGCAGCGCAUAAGAAGGUUUUCAGGAAUUUGUGCCUUUUGGUAGGAGGGGUCAGAUCUCCCCGUCCUUUCCCAGCUGGCAAAUAGAAGAUGCUGUACCACUGUGUUGUGGCAUUGUUGUUAGAGUCACUUAAUCCUGCUACAUUUCUUGUCUGAGCCUCUGAGCGGAGUCUCUUCAGUACUUCUGGCAAGAUUAAGUUUUGAUUGACUGCUUUAUGUGCUUGUUUAUUUUUAUAGCAUUUAAAUCAAACGUAUUGAGAUGGAUUGGGUUAUGAAACAUAAUGGUCCAAAUGACGCUAGUGAUGGGACAGUACGACUUCGCGGACUACCAUUUGGUUGCAGCAAAGAGGAAAUAGUUCAGUUCUUUCAAGGGUUGGAAAUCGUGCCAAAUGGGAUAACAUUGACGAUGGACUACCAGGGGAGAAGCACAGGGGAGGCCUUCGUGCAGUUUGCUUCAAAGGAGAUAGCAGAAAAUGCUCUGGGGAAACACAAGGAAAGAAUAGGGCACAGGUAUAUUGAGAUCUUCAGAAGUAGCAGGAGUGAAAUCAAGGGAUUUUAUGAUCCACCAAGAAGAUUGCUGGGACAGCGACCAGGACCAUAUGAUAGACCAAUAGGAGGAAGAGGGGGUUAUUAUGGAGCUGGGCGUGGAAGUAUGUAUGACAGAAUGCGACGAGGAGGUGAUGGAUAUGAUGGUGGCUAUGGAGGUUUUGAUGACUAUGGUGGCUAUAAUAAUUAUGGCUAUGGAAAUGAUGGCUUUGAUGACAGAAUGAGAGAUGGACGAGGUAUGGGAGGACAUGGCUAUGGUGGAGCUGGUGAUGCAAGCUCAGGUUUUCAUGGUGGUCAUUUUGUACAUAUGAGAGGAUUGCCUUUCCGUGCAACUGAAAAUGACAUUGCUAAUUUCUUUUCACCACUAAAUCCAAUAAGAGUUCAUAUUGAUAUCGGAGCUGACGGCAGAGCAACAGGAGAAGCAGAUGUGGAGUUUGUGACCCAUGAAGAUGCAGUAGCUGCCAUGUCUAAAGAUAAGAAUAAUAUGCAGCAUCGAUACAUUGAACUCUUCUUGAAUUCCACUCCUGGAGGCGGCUCUGGCAUGGGAGGCUCUGGCAUGGGAGGCUACGGCAGAGAUGGAAUGGAUAAUCAGGGAGGAUACGGAUCUGUUGGAAGAAUGGGAAUGGGGAACAAUUACAGUGGAGGCUAUGGUACUCCUGAUGGCUUAGGAGGUUAUGGCCGUGGUGGUGGAGGCAGUGGCGGCUACUAUGGGCAAGGUGGCAUGAGCGGAGGUGGAUGGCGUGGGAUGUACUGAAAAUAUCACCAACAUACACAAGGAAAAAUCCUAACAACAGCAUCUGGUCUACUAGACUUUCUUACAAAUUUCUUUUGUAUUUUAAGAACUUUAUAAUGACUGAAGGAAUGUGUUUUCAAAAUAUUAUUUGGUAAAGCAACAGAUUGUGAUGGGAAAAUCUGUUUUCUGUAGGUUUUAUUUGUUGCAUACUUUGACUUAAGAAAUAAAUUUUUAUAUUCAAACCACUGAUGUUGAUACUUUUUAUAUACUAGUUACUCCUAAGGAUGUGCUGCCUUCAUAAGAUUUGGGUUGAUGUAUUUUACUAUUAGCUAUACAAGUAGUAAGUAGUAUUAGUGUAAUACUAAAGGAUCAUGGCUCACCCCUGCAUAAACUGCAAGUCUUAAUAAGCAGACAUCUGGAAUAGAGCUUAAAGAAUAAUUAGUGUAACUUUAAUUUCUCCUGGACAACACUGUAUAUAUAAAGCCUAAAGAGGAAUUUAAGUGGCAUCAAAAGUAUAAAAUCAGCUAAAUUCUAUAUUCUUUUUCUCAAAUGUCAUUUAUCAAACAUAGCUCUGAAAUGUUGAUGGUCCCUUAGAGGUACCUGGGUUUCUGAACACUCAAAAUUGUGUUACCUGAGGAUGGGAAGAUUGGAAGUUAGAUACUAGCCCUACCUGUUGAGAUAAAAAUCCCCUCAGCACUUGACUGAAUUACAAGAAAUGCUUCUAAAACCUGAUGAUUGUUAAUUCAAGUUGUUUUAGAAAGCUAAGAUUGUUGAAUUCCACAGAAUUGUCAGAUGUAUUUUCAGUCUGCUGCCCAAAUCUUUAAAUAAUUGUAUAAAUGACUACGUUAAGCAAAUGUAAGGGAAGUCCAUGUCAUAAGUAAAAGAACCUUGCGGUUGGCUUUGCAUCUGAUACCUGCCCGUCUUAGUUUAUUAUGUAGCAAGGAAAAGGUGCUUUUUAAUUUUAAUCUCCUUGGUCAAUAUACCUUUUUUUCCCAAAUUGGCUAAUGGAUCAAAAUGAAAUUGUCAAUGUGAAUAUUCAGUUAUUGAACUUGUUACUUGUUUUUGCUAGAAAUGUUAAUGUAAUAAAUGUCAAUGUGGGAGAUAA